AUGGCAGAUACUAAUUUAUUACCAUCUUCAUAUGGACGUCCAGAAUCCCCUAAGGAAAAAAGCGUCACAAACAAAUUGUUAUUCGCAACAAUUGUAGCAUGUUUCGGUUCGCUUCAGUAUGGUUACCACAUGGCAGAAUUGAAUGCUCCACAAUCAGUUUUGUCAUGUCAUACUACUGGCACCGAUAAUGCAAUGUCAGAUCCCUUAUAUUAUUCUUUGGGACUUAAAAACUGCGUAGCAAUGAGUGAGCAGCAAAUAGGUUUAAUAACUUCAGUAUUUUCUAUUGGUGGACUAUUUGGGUCCUUGUACGCCGGUGUGCUAGCUGAUAUUCAUGGUAGACGGAAAAUCAGUUUUUUCAAUGCAUUUUUAAGUAUACUUGGAAGUUUGUUACUAACGUUUUCCAAUAGUUUUACGCAGUUUUUAAUUGGAAGAUUAACUUGUGGGCUAGCCGCUGGAAGUAGUGUUGUUGUUACCCCACUAUUAUUAACGGAAAUUGCACCCAAUAAUUUAAAGGGGGCACUAGGCUCAAUGAAUCAAGUUAGCAUUAAUUUGGGUAUAUUAUUGACACAGGUGCUAUCUUUAAAGUGGGCAACUAUAAAUCAAUGGAGAAAUAUUUUAUUUGUGGGGGUCAUACUAGCCACCAUUAACUUUAUUCUAUUGUUUAAAGUGCAUGAAUCUCCAAAAUGGCUCGUUAAUAGAGGGUAUUUGGACGAAGCGGAAGAUGUUUUGCGUGGAUUGCGAGGUGGAACAAGAGCAGACACAAGAAAUGAGAUUAAUGAAUGGCUAAGUGUGAGAAGUGUGUCUAGGACACAGUUGUCCAAACAACAAGAUGAGAACAACAAUAACGGUAGCAAUAGUAACUUAGUAAUGUUGGGACCAUCACCUGCAAACAAUACUAAGCAAAACAACAAGAAAGAUUCAAGUUACCAAAGUUUGCAUGCAAGAUCCACUAGUCCUUUGGUAUCAGCACAUUCAAAUCGGGAAUUUGAAGAAAAUGAAGAAAUCAAGGAGAUUAGUAUGUGGCAAUAUAUUAAAUCAAACCAUUACAACAAAUCCAGGUUUAUGAUUACAAUGAUAUUAAUGGGCCAACAAUUUGUUGGUAUUAAUUCAAUUAUUUGUUAUGGAGUUAAAGUUAUAGGAGACUUGGUUAGCGAGGGGAACACAGCAAUUAUUGUUAACGUUGGAAUAUCGAUAUUGAACGUUGUUGUGACAUUUGCUUCAUCCCCCCUCAUAGAUAAAUGGGGUAGGAAACCAUUAUUAAUUGGAUCUUCAUUUUCCAUGGGGCUUUCAUCACUUUUCAUUUCAUAUGGACUAAAGGCCAAUAGUGCACAAUUGUUGAUUUUUUUUACAUUUUUGUAUAUAGGUGUUUUUGCUAUUGGUAUGGGACCCAUACCCUUUUUAGUUAUUUCUGAAUUAACACCGGACGAAGCUAUUGGAGCUGCACAAAGUUAUGGAACCACUUGUAAUUGGAUUGCAGUUUUUAUUGUAGCCUAUGGUUUCCCUGUUUUAGAUUCUAUUAUUGGGAUAAGUCCAAUUUUUAUUAUAUUUGGUGUUGUAGCCUUUUUAUUUUCUAUUUUCGUAUACUAUAGAUUCCCUGAAACAAAGGGGAGAAGUACAAAGGUUGGAUUAUGGGAUUAA
Molecule: messenger RNA, 1638 nt
Organism: Saccharomycodes ludwigii
Lineage: Eukaryota; Fungi; Ascomycota; Saccharomycetes; Saccharomycodales; Saccharomycodaceae
Gene: VVS1
Product: Vvs1p
Exons: 1
Coding region: 1-1638 (545 amino acids)
Biological process (GO): monosaccharide transmembrane transport
Cellular component (GO): membrane
Molecular function (GO): hexose transmembrane transporter activity
Source: RefSeq, a predicted model, not a curated record